AGUAUGUAGUUGUCUCCCCUACCUUAUAACCAAGAUGGCCGCGUCCUUGUGUGUGCGUGCCCGCUAUGGUCUUUCUGCACAUUUCCUUCGGCUGCGAGGACAAUCGGCGUCUUCGCAUUCUCAGCAGCUUACUAGUCCUUCACCAGUUCAGAAUUCUGUAAACGUUAGCCAAACAGAAAACAUCGUUAUCCCGCUUAAGAAAAAGCGAAGUGCCACAGCGAUACUGCAAGCGCUUGCUUCUACUGUUAAGAGAGACCCGAACAGCCCUCAUUACAAGUACAUCGAUGAUCCGUUCUUAAUCCCUGCAUCAGCUUUGUCAAAACGGACCUAUGCUCUGUCAAAGGAAUCUGGUCAGAAAGCCGCUCGCUUCGUGCUUGAAAACUAUUCGAUGUAUUUCAACACGAAUCCUGCGGAACCACCCAUAAAAGAUUUCAUGCCACCAAAGGUGUCUUACAACUACAAUGAACCGAGUGAAUCGGCACUUCUAGAACGCAUCGAGAGACGUAGAGUUAACGAUGCCGUUGAUGUAUACAAACAGAUAAAACAAAAGCGUCUGGAUCUCUCAGAAGAAACAUGCUUAAAAUUUUUAGAGCUCCUGUGUGUCUAUAAUGCAGAGGACCCACCCAAAAUUAUGAUGCAGGAGGAAUUCUUCUUUCGAAGAGAAUUGGGAUUAGAAAACAAAAAACCAGUCAAGACUUGGAAAGAUAAUGGCUUAGCAGAGAGGGUCUUUGAUGACCUCAAAACAAAAACUCCCCAGUCAUAUGAACAUUUAAUACGAGGCAUGGCCAGACAUCUACAAACGGACAAAGCCUUUCAGUUGUAUGAUGAAAUGAAGGAGAAGAAAAUGACCGUUGGUGUGUUAACAUACAAUGAACUCAUAUGUGCAGCAUCUUUUCAUAAAGAUACUUAUGAUACCAAGUGGCAGCAGGUGCAGCAUAUCCUAAUGGACAUGCAACUGGCAGGAGUUCGUCCAGAUCUUGCCACAUUCAAUGGUGUUCUAUAUACUUUAAACCGCAUGAAUAUGUACAACCAGUCUCCCAUCCUUGCCAUGCAGACACUUUGUGAGAUGAGGAAGGUUGGGAUUGAACCAAGCCUUGCCUCCUGGAAUUACAUGCUUUUUCUUUUCUACCCUAAAGAAUCAUCAGAGUCUAAUAUGUUGCACAAGAUCAUGGAUGAAUUAGAAGGCCGCACAUUUGAAAUGAGAGACCCGAAAGAUGAAGAGUUUUUUUUCAAUGCCAUGAAACGAUGCUAUCUCAAUCUGCAUGACCUGGAGCUGGCCUACCGCGUUGACAACCUUGUCAAUACUGGCAACAACGCUCAGCUGCUUGGGGACAGUCGACUUCAGAGCUUCUACUAUUCCUUCUUCGUGAGGCUAGUCUGCAUGUUUGAGACAAUGGACAGAGUGAUGGAAGUGUACCAGCGCGUGACACCACACCUGUUCACUCCAAAUCACCUGGUCCUCCAUGAGCUGCUCAAAGCCAUAGAGCUGCAGGAUGGUUUUCAGCAUCUGCCACUCAUUUGGACAGACUUCAUUUUGUUUGAGUUCAUGCAGAACCAUGACCUUCUGGAAAAACUGCUGGAGCUGAUGGCCAAGCGAAAGCAGGAGCCUGAAUUGCAGUCUCAGUAUGUACACAUAGCUGGUCAGUUCAUUGAACGCUGGAAAGAUGAACAAGAGGAAGGGAGACCAGCAUCUCUGUCGACUGCUACGAUGAUCAGCCAUAUUAUUACCAUUGCUGAAAAUGGCGACAACCACGACUUGGCAUGGGAAGCCUUUGAUAUUUAUCACAACAACAAAAACAUGUUUGCUGGUUCUGUGUCUGAUGAUGCUAUUCAAAAACUCGUGAAGUGCUCAAUCAAGUUAAACAAAGGCGAUCAAGUAGUGACUGCCCUGCAGUUCAUGGAGGCAACAGAAAUGCCAGGUGUGUCAGAUCUCAGUAGCUUUGCUCUAGAAAAUGAUAAGCUAACGCUUACUCAGUCCCAAAAGGACACUUUGUCGAGGUUUUAAGACAAGAAUUUAAAAAUAUAUACAUGUUGUGACCAAAGUUUUGUAAAAACAGGCAACAGACUUUUGCUGGAUUUCAACAUCCUUGGGAAUCAGAUUCUGCUAAAACAUGCCUGGUUUAGCUGUUCAUAAAAACCAUUGUGACGAAUGCCAAAACUUGUAACCUGUGUUAAAAAAAUGCAUUUCUUAAUAGCUACAUUGUUCAUAAGAAAAAAACUUAUGGUGGCAUAAUUCGAUGGUGGUGUUUUGCAUAGCAUUGUCAUAACCCAAACCACAAAUACGGAGAAAAUAAAGUCAAAACUUUUGAAUGCUUGUGUUUUUUUAAUUCCAAUAAAAUGUUGAUUGGGA
Messenger RNA from Pomacea canaliculata, 2350 nucleotides. Its product is annotated as protein PTCD3 homolog, mitochondrial-like. The record is from RefSeq and is a predicted model, not a curated record. Gene Ontology annotation, biological process: mitochondrial translation. Gene Ontology annotation, molecular function: rRNA binding; protein binding; ribosomal small subunit binding. Bases 35 to 2005 code for a protein of 656 amino acids. Lineage: Eukaryota; Metazoa; Mollusca; Gastropoda; Architaenioglossa; Ampullariidae. The transcript is spliced from 4 exons. Gene Ontology annotation, cellular component: mitochondrion.